This is a messenger RNA of Arctia plantaginis, 1194 nucleotides long. Lineage: Eukaryota; Metazoa; Arthropoda; Insecta; Lepidoptera; Erebidae. The record is from the annotation of a GenBank genome assembly.
AUGUGGGAAAUACUUAUAUUAUUAAUAUUGUCCGCACUAGCGUACAAAAUCACAGAUGGACUAAUACCGAACCUCAAAGACCUAUUUGUGAAAGCCGGCCUAUACGGUGUGGACUUAUGUAAAACUAAUAAAGAUAAAAUCCCAGAAGCAAUAGGUGUGGUGUCUGGAUGUGUCUUCUUGGUAACAAGCUUCUUAUACAUCCCCAUUGUAUUUGGAAAUGGCUUAAUGGAUAGACAACAUUUCCCGCACAAUGAGUUUGCAGAAUUACUGGCUGGACUUUUGUCAAUUUGCUGCAUGCUACUCUUAGGGUUUGCAGAUGAUGUUUUAGAUCUGAGAUGGAGGUAUAAAUUACUGCUACCUACAGUUGCAUCCCUACCUUUGCUAGUAGUUUAUUAUGUUAAUUUCAACUCUACUACUUUUGUAGUCCCCAUACAACUACGAUAUUGGCUGGGUGUUUCAGUUAAUAUUGGAUUUCUAUACUACAUCUAUAUGGGGAUGUUAGCAGUAUUUUGCACUAAUGCAAUAAACAUACUGGCUGGAAUCAAUGGCCUUGAAGUGGGGCAGUCUGUUAUUAUAGCGUUAUCAAUAAUUGUUUUCGACAUUAUUGAAUUGAGAGGGGACCAGUUCAAGGCUCAUAUAUUUGCACUCUACAUUCUGAUACCAUACGUUGCAACAACACUAGCAUUAUUAAAGCACAAUUGGUAUCCUUCAAAGGUUUUCGUUGGAGAUACGUUCUGCUAUGUAUCAGGCAUGACAUUUGCUGUUGUAGCUAUUUUGAGUCAUUUCAGUAAAACCGUUUUACUAUUUUUCUUACCACAAAUAAUUAAUUUUCUUUAUUCAGUGCCUCAGUUAUUCCAUAUUAUUCCAUGUCCAAGACAUCGUUUACCUAAAUAUAGUGCUGAAACUGACUUACUCACGGCAAGUAGAACUAUUAUAGCGAAAAAAGACUUCACUUUCUUGACAAAAUUUAUUCUUCAAGUCUUAACAAUUCUACGUUUAGUCGACAAAAUAGAAGAUAAGGAAAGUGUAACAAUUAAUAACAUGACUGUAAUAAAUUUAUUUUUAAUUAAGUUAGGGCCACAGUCGGAGGCUCAAUUAACGAAGAAACUUCUGUGUUUUCAGGUCUUUUGUACAUGCAUAGCUUUUGUUAUAAGAUACCCAUUAGCUUCAUAUUUUUAUGACAAGUUAGAAUAA